Messenger RNA from Vanessa atalanta (red admiral), 2424 nucleotides. Its product is annotated as insulin-like growth factor-binding protein complex acid labile subunit. Gene Ontology annotation, molecular function: protein binding. Gene Ontology annotation, cellular component: extracellular matrix. Lineage: Eukaryota; Metazoa; Arthropoda; Insecta; Lepidoptera; Nymphalidae. The coding region runs from base 129 to 2252 and encodes 707 amino acids. The transcript is spliced from 3 exons. The record is from RefSeq and is a predicted model, not a curated record.
GGCAUCAAAUUUAAUAACGCUCACGACAUUGGACUUUGGAGUUCGACGUAGUGCAGUGGUACAAUCUACACAUACCUAAACAAGAUAUCUGGAUUUAGAGUAACUGCCAGAUCUAAUAUGCAAACAUCAUGAAGCAAGUUAUAAUCAUAAUUCUAAUACUGAUCUCAUCGACAACUGUCCUCUGCUACUGUCCGAAAGAUAAGAUACAUGGAAUUGAAAAAUGUUCCUAUCGAAUUGAAUGUAUUGAAACAAUAAAGGACAUAAGGCUCGACAAUGAAUGCACGGGUGCCGCCAAUAUUGACAUUAAGAUAGACGUCACUCUCCGGAAUGCUACAGACAGCUUCAAUCUCAAGGCAGACACUGAUUUUCUUUCCAUGAUUACAACCCUGAGAAUGUUUGGUAAUUGGCCACGAACCGAUCUACCAUUUUUGGAUAGCAUGCAUCGCCUCAGGAACGUAUACCUUACUUAUAGCAACAUGCAAAAGAUAAACGAUAGUCCAUUUCGAAACCUUAUCAAUUUAGAAAGUAUUGAUCUAUCUCACAAUAGCCUAUCUGAAAUCGAAGAACUCUUUCAAUUUGAUAUACGUCCAUUUAAAAUGCGUAAAUUAUCACUGGCGUUUAAUUUGAUAGAAGAAGUGCCUGGUUAUACAUUUGAAGCUCUUACAAGUCUACAAGAAUUAGAUCUGUCUCAUAAUUUAAUUAAAGAAUUAAGCGAGGAGCCGUUUUGUAAUCUUACCAAUCUAGUUGUUCUGAGACUGAACAACAACAACAUUGUAUAUCUUAACGGUGCUAUGAACAAUUUAACAAAUCUGCAACAUUUAUACUUGAGGUAUAAUCAGAUCGAAAAUAUUGAUAUGGAAUCUUUGAAAACAAUUAACCAUUUACAAACAUUCGAUAUUUCUAAUAAUAAAAUAGAAAUUCUACAACCUAUAAUAUUUUCAAGGCACUGGGAUCACUUUAACGAUCGAUCAAUUUUCAGAAUUAUUUUAUCAGAAAAUCGAAUUGUCUUGCUGCAUAAUGCUACCGAUUUUUAUGAUAGAUUCAAAAAAAAGUUAUUAAAAAAUGAAGUCCAGCUGAUAACUCAGCUGGAUUUAUCUAAGAACUCCAUAAGCCACAUCGAAUACAACGCCUUUCAUUCAAUUGGUCGACUUGAUUCAUUGGAUUUAUCAAAUAAUAAACUAUUGAGUUUCAAUGUAAACUCAGAGGAUCUCAUGUACGUUAAAUAUUUAAAUUUGAGUUGCAAUUCAUUAAAUAGUUUGUACUACGAAAGUUUCUCACUGAUGCAUAAUUUGCAAAACUUGGAUUUAUCGCACAAUUUAAUGGAUUAUUUCCCGGAUCAAUCACUAUCAAAUACUUAUAAGUUAAAAAAUCUCAAUGUGACUUAUAAUUAUAUCGAAGAAAUCCAUAACCUGAGGAUAACUUUUCAUUCUGAAGGCGGAGUCUUGGAUCUCUCAAACAAUGGCUUAUCAACCAUAUAUAUACCCGUAGAUGAGGCGUUAGGAUUAACUGAACUUAUUCUCAGCUCUAAUAACAUAUCAGAUGCAUAUUUAAUAAGAUUAGCGGACCAACGCAAUCUCACAAAACUGGACAUGAGUAAGAACUUUAUUCAAGAAUUAGAUGAAUCGUCUUUACAAUUACCUAAUUCGAUUGUAUGUUUGGAUUUAAGUUUUAAUGAUAUCCAAGUCAUUGGCCCGUCGGCAUUUCAUCGCGUCAAACAAUUGAAAACACUAAGAUUAUCUCACAAUCGAAUAAAAACUAUCGAGUUUGGUGUUUUCCGGGGAUUAACUGAGCUAUUGAACUUGGAUCUGUCCUAUAAUGAAAUCGAAAUGUUAGAUUCGAAGGUUUUUAUGGAUUUAAAGUUUUUAAGCGUACUGUCUUUGCGGCACAAUGGUUUAAAUUUUAUUGAUCGUGACAGCUGGCUAACACAUAAACACAAUUUAAAAGUUUAUUUGGAUGACAAUCAACUUUCUUGUGAUUGGCUCGCGAAGGCAUUAUCUGACUUCAACAACGGAUAUUCGAAGAUGUAUCCAACUGUUUUAGUUUCAACUAUUAGUGGACAUUCGAUAGAAGGGAUUCCGUGUAAACAAGAAGUGGGAUUUAUAUCAGACCCUCAAGCAAAAUAUAUGAUAGAUGAAAGGCUUUUGAUUACAAGUCAGAAGAUUCUAAAAGCUGUGCAAGAUCAGACAUCGUUUUUGAGUAAGUUUGUAUUGCGUUCAUAUCGCCAUGGUGCUGAUCCAGAUCUUGUUAAAUAAGAACAUAAUAUACAUACAUACUUCAUUGUAUACUUAAUAGUUUUUCCAAGUGAUUUUUUUUAAUGAAUAAUUCAUCAUUUAUAUACGAAUUAUAUGUUUUUUAUUGUUACACUGUAAAAAAGAUAUCGUAUUUGUAAAUUCUUUUUUUUUAAAUAAAGAUAUAAUAUACAUA